Molecule: messenger RNA, 4149 nt
Organism: Ceraceosorus bombacis
Lineage: Eukaryota; Fungi; Basidiomycota; Exobasidiomycetes; Ceraceosorales; Ceraceosoraceae
Source: the annotation of a GenBank genome assembly
AUGUCCACAAACGGACCUCCUCUAGAGGCACCCGCUUCUUCCCGACCAAGUGGGGUCACCUCCGUUCCAAACACGAACAACUGUGUGAGCACUGCCAGGCCGAAUGGGGCUACGCAAACAUCUAAAAGCGCCAAUCAGCAGUCCAUCAGACCAGCGACCCCCACAAAUGGAACACAGAACUCUGCUGCGACUUCCAACGUAAGACCCCCGCCAGCGCGACCCUCAACUUCUUCGCAGCUUGUCCGGCCAAUCUCUUCUGUGCAGCCCAUCCGUCAAGGACCCUCGCUGGCUACUGUGAGUCCUCGCCCACCAUCGCACAACACCGCACCGCAACAUAGCACCGCAGGGAGCCCAUCGCCUUCUCGUCCAAGACCUCAACCUCCUCGACCAGCCUCACUCAGUGGUCCAUCUGCCUCGUCUGCCUCCAUCGCGACGGAUACAACACCCAAGAUAGCGCCGAGAACCAUCUCGCAAACCACUCAAGCGACGCCAGCUCGUCCUCCUCCCGCAUCUGCGAGCACUGCGACAGCUCGGCCACCCUCUGUGGGCACGCACACGCCGGGCGUACUGCAAAAGGAAGCGAUGCGCGCCGAAACGCCUGCCAAGUCGUCGUUGUCUGCCUCAGCGACUAGUCUAACAUCUGUACCUGGCCCUUCGAGUCCAGCAAGCUCCGACUCCCCAGCUCCUCCUUCCCGUUCAGCUGGGCACAGUCGAAAGCCCGAGACGUAUGCAGAUCGCGUUGCCAGCGCGGUGGGCGCCAAGAAGGAUCGCAAACGCAAGGUGAGUCUACGUCAGCCUAAAAGGCUCCAAGAUGAUGUGCAGCGACGACGCUGAUGUUGUCCUCCCGGACCUUGAUGGACCAGCGAGUCCAUUACUCUUGCGCUGAGUGUCAUAGACGCAAACACAAGGUGAGCUGAGAUCACUUGCGCUGGUUGAAAUAAGCCUUGCUGCUCGCUGCUGAUUCACGGCCCACACCUCGACAGUGCGAUCGAAACAUUCCUUGCCAGGCCUGCAUCGACAGAGGGCUGGCAGACACGUGUCGCCCUUUCGAGGAAGGUGACCAGCAUGGCGACAUGCGCGACCGAGUAGCUCGGCUGGAAGACUUGGUAGAGGGCUUGGCAAAGGCGCAGACGGGGCUGGCGAAGGAACUGAGCGAGUUCCGAGCGAAUGGGACCAAGCCCACCGCGAGCAUCGUCAAUGCGAUAGCGCAGCAGGACGGGCCGCCUCCCGCCAAGAUACCCAAAGUGGAAAAGGAGCCUCCCGUGGUUCUCGUCUCCGAUGACGAGCAACAAGAUCCUUUGGCAGCUGGAGCGAAUGGCAAAGCGGGACGCCGUGUGCGCCUGCGCCCGCCAGCUUCCUCUCGCGACUUAGAGCGGGAGGAAUUGCACUCUCGGUCAGGAGGUGGCGGAGGGGGUGCUGACGGCAGCAGUGUGAAUGGAUCAGCAUACACUGGUGGUCUCGCAGCAAGCAACGGGGCUGCCCCCUCGAGCUCGAACGAUGAGGAAACGGUGGGUGUAAAUGCUCUGGAAGGUGGCCUGACCCGCGAAGGAGACAGCUUCUAUGGUGCGCUAGCGCUGCCCAGCGUCAGCAGGGGCGUCAUCGAGACUAGCAUUCGAGGCGAGCGUCUGGAGCUGGCAGCCAACGUACCCUUGCGCUCGGCCAGCGUCAAAGUCAGGAGGCUCAUCCAAGAAGGUGGCGCCCAUCCGGACAUUGUCAAUGAGCUGAUGCAGAAUCUGCCCCCGAGGCAUGAGAGCGAUCAGAUGCUGGGCUGGUACUUUAGGGAUAUCAACAACACUCGCCUACCUCUGCACGAACACACGUUCAGGCAGAGCUACGAGGAGCUCAUGGAGUGGCAGUGGGGCAGCCUAAGAGAGGAGGAAGGGGACGAUGGAGCAAGACAUUUGCCUUUCUUGUCCUUCCUGUACGUCAUCCUGGCUAUCGCAAAGCGAAAUCAGCCAGAGGAGCGAGGCAGUGAUGCAGAUGCUCGACAUGGCGCUUUAAAAGUGAGCAGCUCCGCACUGGUUUAGUAAGCGCCCUAGACAGGCACUGACCUGCGCAUACCUCGCAGCUCUUUCACACUGCCCGCAGAACUAUGGCAGUGGCUUCGGCAGUACGUGCGGACCACAUCGACGUUCUGCUGGCCGCCCUCUUUGGAUGCCGAUUUCUUAUCUGCCUGCGCAUGAGUGCCGAGAGUUGGAGUCUGCUCGGGAGCGCGAUCCGAGCUGCGCAAGCGUGAGUGCGGCGAGACUCCAUUUCCGAGCUGCUGAGUCUCGCUCAUGUGUGCUUUCUGCUUCGCAGCAUCGGCUUGCAUCGAGAUGGCACAAAACUUGGUCUUGAUGCCGUGACCACGGAGCGCAGGCGUCGCCUCUGGGCGCUCAUCUACUACCUCGACAAGACAACAUCCAUGCUUUUGGGUCGACCUCAAGGCAUCAAUGAUCAAAAUUGCGACACUCUUGCGCCAUCCGACGUGGACAUUGACACGCUACCCCGAUACGGACCUGCGCCGACACCGGAAGCGUUUCCUCCACCGCCAGGCAUUACGCCACCUAGUCGCCCACCCGGUGUCUAUGCUUUCGUCGCGAUCCGUCAUGAGCUUGCAAAACUGACUGGUCGCGUAGUAGAGCAUUUUCAGAACCUGUCUCGGUGAGUGUGACUUUCCGCCCCUCGAUGUCGACAGAGCGAUUAAAAGCUUACCAAACGUUCCUUCCUCCUAGGCCUCGCAACUAUGCAGAUGUGACCGCUAUCGACAGCGAUCUGCAGCGCUUUGUUGAUGCCCUGCCCCCAGCAUACCGCUGCGAGCCGCAGGGAGGCACCGAUCGAAGCUUUGAUGAAUUGUGCCCUUGGCUCCCAUUGCAUCGCUACUUGAUCAACGUAGAGCAGCUCUACAUCAGAAUCACUUUGCAUCGUCCUUACCUCUUGCGCAGCGACAAAUAUGCCCGGUCCCGAUCGGUAGCCUUCGCCUCCGCAAAGGCCGAUCGCGACAUUCGCAAGGAGUACAAACGAGACGUCAAAUGGCCUAGAAAUCGCGCCCGCGGCGCACACAUGGGUGGACUUUAUCGGCUGUUCAACGCUGCAUUGGUCGCGGGCAUACAGCUGCUUUUGGAGCCGAACUCUCCAGACGCGCCCGAAUUGCACGCAGCCUUGGACGAUUUCCUUGCCCUCAAAAGCAAUGAGCCUGCAGAUACCAGCCAGUGUACGAAACGAGAAGUCGCGAUCAUUCAGCUCUUCCAGGCAAAGAGCCGGGAUCCCAGCUUCUGUGCUGCGACUGCUACUGGUGCCGGAAGGAGCGUGCCCAACCCUCUAGCGGGUCCGAGCAGACCUAUCUCCGUUUCGCUUUCCCGCUCGACCUCCAAUACGGUCGGCGCAGCUGCGACUACCCUUGGCGGUGCUGGUCCUGGCCUGAUCAUACCGGUGGGAGGGCAGCUCACAAAGGGUCCCCCACCGCUCGCACCCUUGGCAGAAUGGCCGUCUGGUCAGUCGCCGGUGCAAAGGCACGGUAGGAUCGCUGGAACAGGCCAAAGCGCUGCCAGUCCUGCGCCGAGUGCUGGCACUCCGAUCACACCUGGCGGCACUCGACUCAGCGUGGCUGAGGCUCCUGGUGCAAGCACCUUGAACAGCUUUGGACCCAGCUCAGCGGGUGGUCUUAGCGACGUGCUGGCCCAAGAGCUAUUUGAUCAGCUGGGCGCUGGUGUGCUGGACUCUUUUGGACUGGAUCACUCGCCUUUCUCCUGGGACGAUGGAGCGAGCAAUCGAAGCGCGAGUGGCAGCGUUCCAUCGGGCUCGAACAGGCCCGCUCAAAGCGCUGCCAAUGCGACCUCGAACAACACUUCCAACACAUAUUCUGCGACGCCUUUGCCAGGCACUUCUGCAGCAAACGUCUUUGACUUUUGGGGCACCUCUGGCACCCCAUCUGCGUCGGGCAUCGGCUAUGGUGGGAUCACGAGCUCCACAGCUGGAGCCAUCGGUUCGCCCCAGAUCGGCAACUCCUUUAGCGACCCUAGCGCACCUUCGUUCGCACCCGCUGGACCUUUUGGGAAUCCCAGCAUUGACGGAAGCGGCUUGGUGCCGUGGGGAGGCCUCAUCGAAGCUAUCGUUUCGGGACAGAAUACGGAUAUGCACCAGGCUUCUAGGAAUGACGGCGCGCAGUAG